AUGAGCUACAACCAAAGCGGCUGGCAUAACCCUUACGACGGAUACAGUCCCAACGAGCAAUUCGGCGCAGCAGGGCACGAUGCCAACAGGCCGGAUUCUGCCUACCAGCUUGCGCCAGCAUACUACGACACCAACGUGCGCCAUCUCUCACCUCCCUCCUCGACGCUGCUGGACACAGUGACCAAUUCAUCCAAUUACCAAUCCACCCUCACCUCGUACCAAAACGUGUACCCGCGCUACCAGGACAUUCUUGUCAACGAGGGGCGAAACCCCACGAACCACGUUUCCAUUACACGACAGGCCGUCACUUCGGGCUCCCGUCUGCUUCGCUUGUUCUAUCCGAAACCGAAGAUAGUGGAGACGUUCUUCAUCGAUCCUCACCUCAAAGUCCCAGAUGGAGUCCUCAAGGCCGUCAAGUCGGGAAGUUUCGGUCGCGGUGAGGGAGAUGAACAUCAUGGACAACUUCAGGGGUCGAAUGGGCGAAGACAGAACCGCCAGUCAAAACAACGAAAGAACGUAAAACUCCAGUUGAUCGACGGCAAAAUGGACGUCAGCAUCUGUUUGAUAUCUGACGACGACCCGCUAUCCGCUUCGCGCCUCCGCAAAACGACAUCGACGACUUCGAAUGCCCCUGAACCUCGCCCACCAUUCCUCCUACGCGCACGAUGUACCUCGGAACCACUAGAAGGCCGCCAUGAUCAAGACGUCACUGGUACACCAGCGCUCCUCUCCACAUCUCCCAUAACACUCUACCUCCCACGCAACAUCGACCAACACCUCUGGCUUUCACCGGGCAUCCGGUCGACUUCCAGAGUAAUGCACGAAGAUACGCUUCGGAGGGGGUACUUCCUCGGUGACGUACCAGAUGUGGACGAGGGUGUCGAAGAUAUCAUGGAGGAAGGGGAAGAUGGAGAGGAUAGGACUGUGGUGGAAGGACGGUCCCAGGUUCGACCAGUACACCAUCGGCGCAUGUCGUCGAGGACGACCACGUCAGCGAGCGUGUUGGGAGAUGGAGAGGAGUGGUUAGGCGACAAGGUCGAGCUUGAUGUUGAGGAUGGGAUCAUCCGGGUAUUGUUCGAGGACGAGCGGUUGGAAGGGGUGGGGAAGUGGAGUAGCAAGGGUUGGAGAGUGAUUCUGUAG
This is a messenger RNA of Coprinopsis cinerea okayama7#130, 1140 nucleotides long. RefSeq lists its product as hypothetical. The record is from RefSeq and is a predicted model, not a curated record. The transcript has 3 exons. NCBI's taxonomy places the organism in Eukaryota, Fungi, Basidiomycota, Agaricomycetes, Agaricales, Psathyrellaceae. The coding region runs from base 1 to 1140 and encodes 379 amino acids.